This is a messenger RNA of Hippopotamus amphibius kiboko, 1135 nucleotides long. Its product is annotated as 1-acyl-sn-glycerol-3-phosphate acyltransferase epsilon-like. Gene Ontology annotation, molecular function: acyltransferase activity. The coding region runs from base 41 to 1135 and encodes 364 amino acids. The record is from RefSeq and is a predicted model, not a curated record. Gene Ontology annotation, cellular component: endomembrane system; mitochondrion. The transcript has a single exon. Lineage: Eukaryota; Metazoa; Chordata; Mammalia; Artiodactyla; Hippopotamidae.
GAGAGAGCCGGCGGCGCCCGCGGCGCGCGGAGCCGGGAGGAUGCUGCUGUCCCUGGUGCUCCACAUGUAUUCCAUGAGCUGCGUGCUGCCGGCCGCCGUGCUCCUGGGCACCGCGCCCACCUACGUGCUGGUCUGGGGGGCCUGGCGGCUGCUCUCGGCCUUCCUGCCCGCGCGCUUCUACCGGGCGGUGGACGACCGGCUCUACUGCGUCUACCAGAGCACGGUGCUCUUCUUCUUCGAGAACUACACCGGGGUGCAGAUAUUGCUAUAUGGAGAUUUGCCAAAAAAUAAAGAAAAUAUAAUAUAUUUAGCAAAUCAUCAAAGCACAGUCGACUGGAUCAUUGCUGAUAUCUUGGCCAUCACGCAAGACGCUCUCGGACACGUGCGCUAUGUGCUCAAAGAUGGGCUCAAAUGGCUUCCAUUGUAUGGGUGUUAUUUUUCUCAGCAUGGAGGGAUCUAUGUAAAGAGAAGUGCCAAAUUCAAUGAAAAGGAAAUGAGGAAAAAGCUGCAGAGCUACAGCAACGCAAGAACUCCAAUGUAUCUUGUGAUUUUUCCGGAGGGCACAAGGUAUAAUCCAGAGCUAACUAAAGUCAUUUCAGCUAGUCAAGCAUUUGCUGCUCAAGAAGGCCUUCCAGUAUUAAGACAUGUGCUGACACCGAGAAUAAAGGCGACUCAUGUUGCUUUUGACUCCAUGAAGAAUUAUCUCGAUGCGAUUUAUGACGUCACGGUGGCUUUCGAAGGAACUGUGGAUGACAGAGGGCAGCGGACGGAGGCGCCGUCCAUGGUCGAAUUUCUCUGCAAAGAAUGUCCAAAAAUUCAUAUUCACAUCAAUCGUAUAGACAAAAAAGAUGUCCCAGAAGAACAAGUGUACAUGAAAAGAUGGCUUCAUGAACGUUUUGAAAUAAAAGAUAAAUUGCUUAUAGAAUUCUAUGAUUCAUUGGACCCAGAAAGAAACAGAUUUCCUGGAGAAAGUGUUAAUUCUAAACUAAGUCUCAAGAAGACCUUACCAUCAUUCUUGAUCUUAAGUGGUUUGACUGCUGGUAUGCUUAUGACCGAGGCUGGAAGGAAACUGUAUGUAAAAACGUGGAUUUAUGGAACCUUAAUUGGCUGCUUGUGGGUUAGUAUUAAAGCUUAA